GUCAGGAACCGCAAGGGAAGUCCGAGACCACUCUGCUUGUCACUGGCGGUCUCCUCGAUUUCAGAAUUUAAUCAAUUGGUUGUUCCCCAAAGCGCUUACCUCUCCUUCAAUUGAUUUGAAGGAUUUCUCUUACAUUCCUUACGGCUAUCGUGGCCUUCCCGCAUGGUCGCUGAGCGAUCGAGGAGAUGCCUGCCAAAUCGCGAUUCACGAGGCUUGAUGCUUUCGCCAAGACGGUUGAGGAUGCUCGCAUCCGUACCACCUCCGGCGGAAUUAUCACUAUAGCCUCACUGCUGGCUAUUUUAUGGCUUGUGUGGGGAGAAUGGGUGGAUUACAGGCGGGUGGUGGUACUCCCUGAGCUGGUAGUCGAUAAGUCGAGAGGAGAAAAAAUGGAGAUCCAUUUGAACAUGACCUUCCCACGGCUCCCGUGCGAGCUUCUUACCCUCGAUGUGAUGGAUGUCUCUGGUGAGCAACAGACCGGCGUAGUGCAUGGUAUCAAUAAGGUGCGCCUGAGUUCUCCUGCAGAGGGCGGCCACGUCAUUGAUGUCAAAGCUCUGGAACUUCACUCGGAGCAAGAAGCGGCGAAACAUCUGGACCCUAACUACUGCGGCGACUGCGGUGGAGUCCCGCAGCCUAACGGUGAGAAGCGAUGCUGUAACACCUGUGAAGAGGUGCGAGAGGCCUAUGCACAACAACAAUGGGCAUUCGGAAAGGGUGAAAACAUUGAACAAUGUGAACGCGAGGGCUAUGCGCAACGUCUGGAUGCCCAACGCCGUGAGGGUUGCCGUCUUGAAGGUGUCCUCCGCGUGAACAAGGUGGUCGGAAACUUCCACAUCGCACCGGGCCGGAGUUUCACGAGUGGAAAUGUCCAUGUGCAUGAUCUUGAGAACUACUUCGAGGGCGACCUUGCCGACGCCGAGAAACACACUAUGACCCAUAUCAUCCACCAGCUUCGGUUUGGUCCCCAGCUGCCAGAUGAGCUGUCGGAUCGCUGGCAGUGGACCGACCAUCACCACACCAACCCGCUCGACAGCACCCAGCAGGAAACUAGCGAUCCCGCAUAUAAUUUUAUGUAUUUCGUCAAGGUCGUUUCGACUUCCUAUUUGCCGCUGGGCUGGGAUCCAUUGUUUUCCUCGGCCGUCCACAGCGCCUACGAGGAUUCUCCGCUGGGUACCCAUGGUAUUGCAUAUGGCUCUCAGAGCAGCAUCGAAACACACCAGUACUCGGUGACCUCCCACAAGCGAUCUCUGAGGGGCGGCGACGCUUCCGACGAAGGCCACAAGGAGCGUCUGCAUGCUGCAAAUGGCAUCCCUGGUGUUUUCUUCAACUACGAUAUCUCCCCCAUGAAGGUCAUUAACAAGGAGGCACGGCCCAAGACUUUUACUGGGUUCCUAACCGGUGUCUGUGCAAUCAUCGGCGGUACUCUUACUGUCGCAGCUGCCCUAGACCGUGGUCUAUACGAGGGUGCUCUGAGGGUUAAGAAGCUCCAUUCAAGUUAAGUGCGAGAGUCCACAGCAAGGCUGGACCUUCUCGAACUGCGAAGGAAAUAAAAAGAAAAAAAAAAGGAUUUGAUACAUACCUCUAUAGAAGCUAUAAGAGCAUUGACGCUUGGAGCAGAGAGCGCGAGAACAGGGGGUGGUUUUGAGGGGGAAAUUUUGACAGUCAAGGCGUUUGGGUACAUGUGCAUAUUGUGAUA
Messenger RNA from Aspergillus pseudotamarii, 1693 nucleotides. Its product is annotated as retrograde cargo receptor ERV46. Lineage: Eukaryota; Fungi; Ascomycota; Eurotiomycetes; Eurotiales; Aspergillaceae. The transcript has 4 exons. The coding region runs from base 186 to 1496 and encodes 436 amino acids. Gene Ontology annotation, cellular component: endoplasmic reticulum membrane; COPII-coated ER to Golgi transport vesicle; endoplasmic reticulum. The record is from RefSeq and is a predicted model, not a curated record. Gene Ontology annotation, biological process: retrograde vesicle-mediated transport, Golgi to endoplasmic reticulum; endoplasmic reticulum to Golgi vesicle-mediated transport.